Molecule: messenger RNA, 1643 nt
Organism: Cajanus cajan (pigeon pea)
Lineage: Eukaryota; Viridiplantae; Streptophyta; Magnoliopsida; Fabales; Fabaceae
Source: RefSeq, a predicted model, not a curated record
ACAUGUCUCUCUUCAAAAUUUAAAGGCAGUUUCUCUCUCUCUCUCUCUCUCUCUCUCCACUCCUUUAAUUUAUGGCCAUUUACAAGGCAAGCACUUUCUCUGCCAAAAGAAAGUUGAAAGUGGAAGCAUUUUGAAACCCCUCCUUCCUCCUCCAUGUCGAAACUUUCUCUCCACUUCCCCUUCAUCCUACUCCACCGCCUCAAAAGAUCCAUGCUUUCUCUCCUCUUCUCCCUCCCCACUUCAUUCUUCGCCCUCCUCCUCCUCCUCCUCCUCUCCUACAACGCCUUCACCGUCUUCUCCGUCCACGUCCCCAAAAACAGGAAACCCCUCCUUCUCCCUUCCCCUCCAACACUCUCCAAUCUCUCUUCUCCCCACAAUCCACCACCUUUUAACGACACCCACUUCCCCCUUCUCCCAAACACCACCCAAAGUUUCUCCCUUUCUGCUAAGUCCAGAAGAGUGAGGAAGCACAAGCGUGGCCUCAGAAGCCUCCGUUCAGAGCCCAACUCUCCCUUUUCACUUUUCCGUGCCAGACUCAAAGCAUUCUUCGACAAUUCUUCCUGCAAGCUCAGGUUCUUCAUGACAUGGAUUUCGCCCUUGAAGGAAUUCGGGGAGAGGGAGUUAGUCUCAGUGGAGAGCCUCUUCAAGUCGCACCCCGAAGCUUGUUUGAUCAUAGUGUCAAAGUCUCUAGACUCUCACUUAGGAACUCAGAUUUUAAAACCAUUCGUGAGUAACGGUUUCAAAGUCAUGGCCAUUGCGCCGGAUUUCGGUUACAUUUUCAAGGACACGCAUGCUGAGGCGUGGUUUAAUCGGUUAAAGGAAGGGAAUGUGAACCCUGGCGAAGUCUCCUUAGGGCAGAAUCUCUCCAAUUUGCUUAGGCUUGCUCUCUUGUACAAAUUUGGAGGUGCUUACAUUGAUGCUGAUGUCAUGGUGUUGAAGAGCUUCUCCAAGCUGAGGAACACCAUUGGUGCACAGAACUUUGAUGCUACUACAGGCAAGUGGAGCCGCUUGAACAAUGCAGUGUUGAUAUUUGACAAGAGGCACCCUUUGCUUUUCAAGUUCAUUGAGGAGUUUGCACUCACCUUUGAUGGCAACAAGUGGGGACACAAUGGUCCUUACUUGAUCUCCAGGGUGGUGGCUAGGGUGAGUGGGAGACCAGGGUUCAAUUUCACUGUUCUGCCUCCUUCUGCGUUUUAUCCUGUGGAUUGGAGAGGGAUUAGGGGUUUGUUUAUAGAUCAGGUUCGUUCCAAAUGGCUGGUCACAAAAAUGGACCAAAUUCGCAAAGAGAGCUUUGCGGUGCAUCUAUGGAACAGGCAUAGUAGGAAACUUAGAGUGGUUAAGGGAAGCAUUGUGGAUAGCAUCAUUUCUAGUUGUUGCAUCUUCUGCAACACUUAGCUUCAUUUGUAGUUUUUAUUAAUUAGAGUUUGUAAUUAGUGAGAUAGAAUGACUGUUGAAAUAAAAUGGUUACAAGCAAUAAGUUGUUAUGGGAGCAAUUGUGUCUUCACUGUUAAAAAGGGUAUAUUAGAUGGUUAAAAUUGGAGGAUUAAAUAGAUAAUAUGGGUUUGGAGUUUGGACCCUUUGUAUGAUCCUUUUGUUGUAUCUAUUUGAAUUAAGGAUCUAUAUGAUGUGGAAAGUUUCAGUCA